This is a messenger RNA of Linum trigynum, 839 nucleotides long. NCBI's taxonomy places the organism in Eukaryota, Viridiplantae, Streptophyta, Magnoliopsida, Malpighiales, Linaceae. The record is from the annotation of a GenBank genome assembly.
CUACAUUUGUCAUGCAAUAGUUUAUUUCUUUGAUUUGUGGCGAAAAAAUUUAAUGAUUUUAAUGUUCUUUCUUUAAAUUACAUAUCCGUAUGUGUCAAUCUUAGGGGUGGGCAUUUGGUCGGUUCGGUUCAAACCGAAUCAAAUUGAGGACUACCAGGGUUCCGAAUCCUGUCAUGUGGCUGAUCAAAUUCGAAUCGAAUUAUAAUUUGGUUUAGUGCGGCUGAAUCGAAUUAUAACUCGGUUCGGAUUUCUAACCAAAACUGACAUGUUGGAUAGUGCCACUGUUGGCCUAGCUUGCUGCAUUUUGGCCGGCCCAAGCUGCCUCAAUUUGGUGAUGCUGAGAGAUAGGAGAGGUGGAACCCCUAGGUUUCCACUUUCCUCUCCCAAGGCUCAAGCUAUCCCCUUUUCUUCUUCUUUCUUCUUUGCUGACAUUGAUGUCGCCACUACUGCGCGCCUGCUCGCUGUUGGAGUGCGCCAGUCCAUAAAGACAAUAGGUGGAGUCUCUAGGUUUCGUCGGGAGGAGCAGGUGGACUCGAGGAGGCUGGGUUUCGUUGGAAGGAGCAGGAGAAGUUGAGGAGGGAUGAUUCAGAUCUGAUUUGGACGCGGAGGAAGUCAUCAUAUUUGCCUUCUCCGUAAUAUCCACCCUCCCUAGAUACUCCACCAGAGGAGAAUUGUAACACACAUACAUAUUUUAAAACAUUCACAUCAAUUAAAACAUUUUACAAUUUUGUUUAGCUUACAAACCAAACCACAAUUUACAUAAACAUUUAAAACUUCUAAACACAUGACAGUAGAGAAGAUCAACUUCUCUCAAAAUACUAUAAACAAGUCAUGUCGGA